ACAACUGGAACUGUCAUUUUUAUCACAAUCAAAAUGUUCGUCCCAAUUAAGCUGCCAAACUGUCCCCAGUUAUUAAAAAAUGCCUCAAGAACUUUCAAAUUGUCGUUCGAAAGAUUCGAAACACGAAUCAUUAAGGCCCCAGAAAUGGCUGAAUCGAUCACCGAAGGAGACGUUAGACUUGCUAAAAAAGUAGGAGACUUGGUUAUGCAAGAUGAAGUCGUAUUGGAAAUAGAAACGGACAAGACUUCCGUGUAUGUAACCGCACCAGCUAAAGGUAUCAUCACUGAAAUCCUUGUCAAAGAUGGUGACUCCAUUAAGCCUGGACAAGACGCUUUCAAAAUAAAACUGGAAGAUGAUGCGCCGUUGAAGCCGAAGGAGAUUGAAGCUCCUGCCCCUUAAGAAAUAAAAUAUUUUACCCUGUUAAAAUUAUUUUGUGUAUGAACUGCAACCUUUAGAUUUCCUUGUUGAUAUUACUACUAAAUAAAUGUGCAAAAUGUAA
Aethina tumida (small hive beetle) is the source of this 499-nucleotide messenger RNA. Its product is annotated as dihydrolipoyllysine-residue succinyltransferase component of 2-oxoglutarate dehydrogenase complex, mitochondrial-like. The record is from RefSeq and is a predicted model, not a curated record. The transcript is spliced from 2 exons. Bases 34 to 399 code for a protein of 121 amino acids. Lineage: Eukaryota; Metazoa; Arthropoda; Insecta; Coleoptera; Nitidulidae.